Gambusia affinis (western mosquitofish) is the source of this 1047-nucleotide messenger RNA. RefSeq names its product cerebellin 12 (gene cbln12). NCBI's taxonomy places the organism in Eukaryota, Metazoa, Chordata, Actinopteri, Cyprinodontiformes, Poeciliidae. The coding region runs from base 165 to 818 and encodes 217 amino acids. The transcript is spliced from 4 exons. Gene Ontology annotation, molecular function: protein binding. Gene Ontology annotation, cellular component: glutamatergic synapse; synaptic cleft. The record is from RefSeq and is a predicted model, not a curated record.
CACAGAGAGAGAGAGAGAGAGAGAGAGAGAUCAGAGGAUACUCCAGAUCGGUGAUCAGCUCGACUUGUAGCGUUGUGAGAGAAUGUGACGGGAAGAGCUGCAAAACAAGGAUUUUUCCCGCUUCGCCUGACUUCGGCUGGACGGAUCUCGCAGGGUUUGCUGACAUGGGACACAAGCUUCUUCAGCUGAAAACAGGUUCAGCCAUGCCAAUCUGGUCUGUCCACUUUGACCUCCUGAUACUACUGAGCCUGCUGCUGCAGCUGCUCUUGUUGCUCUCGGCGCCCCUGGAAAGCGGCGCCCAGAACGACACGGAGCCCAUCAUCCUGGAGGGGAAGUGCCUGGUGGUGUGUGACUCCACGCCUUCGUCGGAGCCCGCUGGCAGCGCUCUGGGCAUGUCCGUCCGCUCCGGCUCAGGACGGGUGGCCUUCUCGGCCAGCAGGCAGACCAACCACGAGCCGACAGACAUGAGCAACCGCACCAUGAUCAUCUACUUUGAUAAUAUUUUAGUCAACGUAGGCACUCACUUUGACCAAGAGAGCAGCGUCUUCGUCGCUCCGCGGAGAGGGGUUUACAGCUUCAACUUCCACGUCGUGAAGGCCUACAACAGGCAGACUAUUCAGGUCAGCCUGAUGGUGAAUGGCUGGCCGAUGAUUUCAGCGUUUGCGGGAGACCAAGACGUGACCAGAGAAGCGGCGACCAACGCGGGCCUGGUGAUUCUGGAGAAGGGCGACAAGGCCUACCUCAGACUGGAGAGAGGGAACCUGAUGGGAGGCUGGAAAUACUCCACCUUCUCCGGCUUCCUCGUCUUCCCCUUGUGAGACGGGUGGAAAAUGGAAGUGCUGGGUAACAGGAAAGGUGUGAGUGACGGGUGCUACAGCGCUUUGCAAAAGCAGUUACACCUCUUGAACUUCUUGACAUCACGAGUCCGUUGUUCUUUGGAAAACAUCUCAGGCUCGGUUAGAUUGGGUGGAGAGCAUCUGCGAACAUCAUUUUCCAAGACAGGCUCACUUUGACUGGGUCAUCGUAACACAGGAUGAGGGCUUUUUU